AUGGGUGGUGAAGACUGGAGGAGGAAGAGGGCACGGGACCCCGCCAAGCCUGACCCGCGUCGUCGUCGACAACAUCAGCGAACGCGUUCUCCCACCACCACCACCAUAGCACAAUCCGAUCUCCCUUCACCAUCUGCGACGGGAUCCAGGAGAGACGCGCAUAUCUCGUCGUAUCCACUGCGGAAAGAGGAGCUGAAGGAGCUGAAAGUGAAGAGACGCCCAGGUGCUUCUUCCUUGUCCCACAUCUCUUCCCCCGCACUGCAACGCGUGCGCGCGCUCCUGGAAACCCGUCCACAUAAGGGCACAGCCCAGCAGCAGCGGCAGCAGCAGCAGCAGCAACAACAACGACCACAGCAACAAUCUCGUCUCUGUGCCCCUCCGCGGCGCUGCUCGACAAGCCCUCUGAAGGUCUCCUCCUCUGACUGCUUAGAGGUAUCCUCAUCGCGUGCGCUCACCCCGGGGCUGCGGCGGUCGAAGCUGCUACCUCCUGUUCCGGCGCCUGUGCCUUCGCGAGACUUCUUUGCUGAGUGGGCGGGUCUGGAUGAUAUUGACUGGGAACCCUUGAUGCAGAUCUCGAGCCCGGCAGAGAAGUUUGCUGUUCCGCUGGUAUUCACGGCGUGUGCAGAGGACAACGAUACCGAAGAAGACGAAGACGAGGACGAAGCACCAUCUCCUUCUGCCCGUGCUAGCACUAUCGACCUAGGCCGCCAAGACUUUGCGAUUGAGGUGGUGGGGGAUGAGCGGAUAGAUAUGGCGAGGAGGGGCUUCAAGGGGGAGAGCUUCGGGGUGGGGGGCGACCAAGAUGGGGAUGAUGGAGGGGAUGAUACGGAGCUUUUGCUGCGGGAGCAGUUACAGGCUGGGGUUGCGGCAGAUGAUGGGCAAGUGAGCAGAAGCAGCAGGCCGAAGAAGAGGUCUUCUACCCGGGCGAGGAGUAAACGCCUGAAGCGUGCUCGCCGCUGGUCUGGGGCUGGGGCUGAGGCUGGGGUGACGGCGGGACCCCAAGUGGGAGCUCUGAGGUCUGAGGUUGUGAAUGAAGAGGGAGAAGAGGAGGGAGAGGAAAAAGAGGAGGGAGAGGAAGAGGAAGCGGAAGUGGAAGCGGAAGCGGAAGAUGGAGAGGAAGAAGAGAAAUACACCGUCGACAAGAUCCUAGGCAAGAGAAAGUUCAAGGGUAGAGAUCACUACCUGGUGAAAUGGAAGGGCUACGCAGAGGUGCGCGAUCGGACGUGGGAGCCUUGCGAUCGGCUCGGGGAUGAUGUUCCCGAUGUGGUUCGGGAGUACGAGGGGAGGAGGCUGAGGCUGAGGCAGAAGAGGCUGAGGAGGAGGAAGUAG
This is a messenger RNA of Drepanopeziza brunnea f. sp. 'multigermtubi' MB_m1, 1329 nucleotides long. RefSeq lists its product as uncharacterized. Gene Ontology annotation, cellular component: pericentric heterochromatin. NCBI's taxonomy places the organism in Eukaryota, Fungi, Ascomycota, Leotiomycetes, Helotiales, Drepanopezizaceae. Gene Ontology annotation, molecular function: chromatin binding. The record is from RefSeq and is a predicted model, not a curated record. Gene Ontology annotation, biological process: negative regulation of transcription by RNA polymerase II; chromatin organization.